AUGGCUGAUCAAACAUUAUUAGCAAAAGCUCGUAAAGCACGAUUUGAUGAUUUACCAAAUUUUUCUGGACAUCCUUCUGAGGAUGUCGAACGGUUUUUGAAAAGCAUUAAGAAUAUAACCAAGGCAACCGAUGAAUCAGAUAAUCAUGAAAUUUUAGAAAUUGUUCGUGGUAAAUUAAUUCAAUCAGCAGGAACAUGGUUCGAUAAUAAUGAACCUAAUUUCAAAAAAUGGUCAGAUUUCGAAGCUGCAUUUCGAAAUCGAUAUUUUUCUACAACAUCAACUCACAAGAAAUUUGAUACAUUAAAACAACGUAAACAAUUACCGGAUGAACCGAUUACGUCUUAUUUCGAUGACAUUAUUAAUUUAUGCUAG
Messenger RNA from Rotaria sordida, 372 nucleotides. NCBI's taxonomy places the organism in Eukaryota, Metazoa, Rotifera, Eurotatoria, Philodinida, Philodinidae. The record is from the annotation of a GenBank genome assembly.